Molecule: messenger RNA, 3099 nt
Organism: Ylistrum balloti
Lineage: Eukaryota; Metazoa; Mollusca; Bivalvia; Pectinida; Pectinidae
Product: ELAV-like protein 1
Exons: 2
Coding region: 118-1194 (358 amino acids)
Cellular component (GO): ribonucleoprotein complex; cytosol
Molecular function (GO): mRNA binding
Source: RefSeq, a predicted model, not a curated record
CUGCUUAAAAGUAUUUUAGUCCUUGACUAUAUUUCGGGCCAUCUUGGAGAGAAGUCGUGACCCUAAGCGGCUGCGACCUUUACCAAUCUUGGACAGUUGGCGACACCUUUAUCAGAUAUGGAUGAACAGGAGAACACUACAAACCUAAUCAUCAAUUAUUUGCCCCAGACUCUCACAGAUGAGGAAUUUAUGUCCAUGUUUCUCUCCAUUGGCCCGAUCAAGUCUGCAAAAAUUGUCAGAGACAAAGCAACAAACUAUAGUUUUGGGUUUGGCUUUGUGGAAUACCACAGUCCACAGGAUGCAGAGAGGGCAAUCCAGACAUUGAACGGCUUACAGAUACAGAACAAGAUAAUCAAAGUAGCUUUAGCACGACCAGGUGGUGAGGCUUAUAAAGGAGCUAACCUGUACAUCAGGAAUGUCCCAAAACAUUUCAAAGAGGCUGAUUUAGAAGCACUGUUUGAUGGAUAUGGUGCUGUUGUUCAGUCUCGUGUAUUGAUUGACCUACAAACUGGCGAAUCUAAAGGUGUUGGAUUUGUGCUGUUUAGCAAGAAGUCAGAAGCUGAGGAAGCUAUAAUGGGAAUGAAUGGUAAACCACCAUGUGAUGGUGAGGUGCCACUUAUUGUUAAAUUUGCUGAUGAUAAUACAAAGAAACAACAACAGAACAUGUCUGGUGGUCAGCGUUAUAACCAACAGUCUACAGGUGGUGGCCAAGCAGGACCAAUGAGAAAUCCCCCAGGUAACAGGAUGAGGUUUAAUCCAAUGGGCAACCAAGCUAUAAACAAUUAUGGCCCAAAUAAUUACAGUGGUCCAAAUAUGAACUAUGGAAACAUGUAUGGUUAUGGCGCUCCCCAGGGCCCCCAUGGAUAUGGUGGGAGCAUGGGUGAGGGUCCAAAUUAUGGGGGAGGCCACGGAUCUGGAAGUCCUCUUGGUACAAGCCACUUGGCUCCUGGGGGUGGGUACAUUAUAUAUGCAUACAAUAUUGGAUAUGACUGCACAGAGAAAGAGCUUGCAGAACUAUUUGCUGAUUUUGGAACUGUGUCUAAGGUCAAUGUGAUAUAUGACCACCAGAGAGGCCAGUGUAAAGGGUAUGGAUUUGUUACUAUGACAAACUAUCGCGAGGCACAGAAUGCUAUACUUAAUCUGAACAGUUACGUCCACAAAGGGAGACAACUUUCUGUUUCCUUCAAAAAAUGAUGCAAUACUUUCCUUUCACAGAGGCAUUUAGAAAUAUAAUAUCAGUAAAAAUAGAUGUGAUUAAUUUACUGAACAUUUGGAAACAAUGCAUUCCAGUUGAGAUACAUAUUUGCCACAAUACGUAGUAAUCCUGAAUGGUUUAAGUAUUGGGGCAAAUACAUAAGAAUCUCAGGAAUGGAGCACUACUAUGUUAAAAAGCUGUUGACAAUAUUAUGAAGUUGUGAAACAAAAUGUAUGUUACUUUUAAUAUUUGUUAUAAAUUUGAAGAUAAAUGAUAGAAAAUCCUAAAUUUCUCUGAUUGCAGUACCAUUGACUUCAAUAUUUUUAAACAUGACAGGAUUUCACAGAAUGUCUUGUUCACAUAUGUUUACUUAUUCUUACACUGUAUAAUACUGUAUAGUUGUUUAAUUUCGCUGGGCUAAUAUUUGUUGUUGUCUGGAUUUGUGCUUGUUCCUGGGUACUAAAUUUUGUGCACGUCUGUGAACUGGUGUCCAUUUCUACAGAUGUAACAACAGGUAAUUUCGGAGAUUUUCAUUCAGUGUAAAAUAUUCAGUGGGUAUAUAAUUUUGCAUUAUCUUUAUUUACCAUGAAAAUAGCAAAAUGAAAUUCCCUGCUAAUAUUACCAACUAUACAGUGUCUUAUUUCUUUCUUUCUUAAUUUUAUUUAACUAGUUGUUGAAAUAUCUGGUUAAAUUUUGUGACUUGAAAACACAUUAUUAUUUUGUCAUGAUAUUCAUUCCCUGUGGUUUGAUUUUGUACUGAAUGCUCAAACAGUUAGAGUGAUGUACUAAUUAAGAUUGUGAAGAUAUGUAGGGACGAAUUUGAAUUUUUUUUCACUUGUUGAAUAGAAUUUGCAAAUUCAGUUUUUUCCUCUUCAAAACUUUGACAUACCAGCCAUGAUGGCCAUUUUUAAACAUGACUGUGUCAUCAUGAUUUACCUGAAUAACACAUUUUUAAACUUCUCCUUUUCCACUAGUUGGAUUCAGCUGAAAUGUGCAUGCACAGAUCCUGAGAUGCUGACAUUAAGGAAAGAAGAGACAAUAAAGGGCUAUUUUUUUUAACCUUCUCAACACUUUGACAUAGCAGGCACGGCUCAUAACCCCAUUUUCUAACAUGAUUAUGCAAUCAUUUUUUAUCUGAACAACACCUGUUUCAAACUCCUCCAGUUGUGCCUGAAAUGAUACUGAGAUGGUCCUUACCAAGACGUGUUCUUUUUCAAAUCAAUCUGAAAUCUAGUAGAUUUUAAGUCUCUCCAGUGCCACUGAGCUGAAAUUGUUAUGGAAUGUUGAGAAACUGGAAUGAUGAGAGUGUUGUGGUUUUUGUUACAUUUACAAAUAGAAUUCAGAACUGUCUUAAAUAUUUGAUAAUUGUUUCCACUGCCAUUACUGUUAUUAUAUAAUUUACAGGUUUUUAUAAUCAGAUAACAUUGGCUGGAGACAUUUUAGUUUGAUGUACAUGUAGUUGCUAUAAUAUUGUCUUCCAUGUUACAUGCUUGGCAGAGUUUUUUCUUGUCACAGGAUGAAAAAGGAUGUACGUGUACCAUAAUUAUGCUGACCUUGAAGUUUAAAUAACAUAUUGAUGUAAGUGAUCCAAGCGGUGCUUACUUUAGUCUGAAGUAAUUGUUUUGGCUCAUUAAUUGUGAUACUGACAUAUGAGGAAAUAAUCUCUCUUCUAUUUUCUUCACCUUGGUUAGCUAAUUUUCUUUACCUUGAUUUGUCAGUUUUCCUUACCUAGAAUUGCCAGUUUUCUUAACAUCGUCUAAGCAAUUUUCUUCACCUUGGUAAGCCAGUUUCCUUAACCUAGGUUAUCCAGUUUUUUUAAUCUUGAUAGCUAGUUUUCUAAACCUAGAUUAACCAUUUUUCUUUACCUGUGUAAGCCAGUUUUCUUUAGGUAUAGGUUAGCCAGU